Messenger RNA from Vicia villosa (hairy vetch), 614 nucleotides. Its product is annotated as photosystem I reaction center subunit IV, chloroplastic-like. Gene Ontology annotation, cellular component: photosystem I; photosystem I reaction center. The transcript is spliced from 3 exons. Bases 75 to 497 code for a protein of 140 amino acids. Lineage: Eukaryota; Viridiplantae; Streptophyta; Magnoliopsida; Fabales; Fabaceae. The record is from RefSeq and is a predicted model, not a curated record. Gene Ontology annotation, biological process: photosynthesis.
UGUCUUUUAUUUUAGAUUACUAUUAAUAUUUUGUCACACUUUGGAUUAUCAUCAAAGACACACACAGAGGUAUUAUGGCUAGUUGCAACAUGGCAUCAGCAGCUUCAGGGUUUGUGUUGUCCCAUACUGUUUCAGGCAACAACACAAGCACAAAUUCAUUAGCAUCUAGAAUCAAUAUGGUGAUGUAUGGGUACCCUACAACAAAAAAUACCAAUUCUAGACUUGUUGUUAGGGCAGCUGAUGAGGUUUCAGCAGCACCAACUGUUGAAGGUGAUGUAGCUGCAAAACCUAAGCCACCACCUAUUGGUCCCAAAAGAGGUGCUAAGGUUAAGGUUCUUAGAAAAGAAUCAUACUGGUUCAAUGGUAUUGGUUCAGUUGUUGCUGUUGAUCAGGAUCCAAAGAGUCGGUACCCAGUUGUGGUUAGAUUCAACAAAGUUAACUAUGCCAAUGUAUCAACAAACAACUAUGCUUUGGAUGAGAUUGAAGAAGUCGAAUGAGUCAUCUAUUUCAAUUUGUAAAUCAAGUUAUUACUACUAGCUUAAGGGUUUUUAUGUCACAAAGAAGAAUGUAUAUAUUACUAUAUGAUGACUCUAUAGUACUUUACAUUCUAUACA